CCAGGCAGGGCUUCCAGCGUGGGAUUUCUGGCCUGUUCCUGUCAGAAGCUAGACAUGGUGAUCUUGAGGUUCUUCUAUCUUUUAGCUUCCCCUAGGAGAGAGUUGUGUAAAUCAGCAAUGGGCAGCUGGGCAGGAUCCAGUCCCAGGAAAUCCAUUUUGUAAGUUGGUCAGAGGAGCAUUGCUGAGUCUGUGCUGCAUGCAGAGCCAGAAUGGGCCUGGCUGUAGAUCAGCUCCGUGCCACACCUGGCCUGAACACCUGCCUGUGAAUAAACGUAGCACCAAACACGUGAGAUGAGGUAAGUUAGCCGAGCAGACUUACCCUGCAGUAGUCAAGCUGCUCCCAAGUGGAAGGCAAGUCCUGCAGGAAAAACUGGGUUCGUUUGUUGGCCUGGGGUCUCUUUCCCACUCUGCUUGCCAUAGUGAAACAACUGGAAGAGUCUGCUCCAACUUUCUAGAAACUUAAAGCUUAAUUGUUUUGUUUAGAGCAUCAUAGAUUUUCCCUUAGGGCCAAAGUCUGCUGUUCUUCUUAACAUCAGCGCAUUCAGGGCAUUCAUCAUUUCUGCUCUGUACAAUGUGCACAGUACAAGGUAAUGAAGAGUUGGCUCCAGUGGGGCAACAGUUUCACAGUGUAAUUCUGGUGGCCUUAUCCUAAGGAGCAUAGCCAAUGCCUGGAGUCAGGCUGAUGGCAGAAAAAUACCUGUGAAGGUGCAAUGGCCUUGAGAAGACAAGAUUCUACCUAAGUAUAGUUUUGACCCUUGGACUUUCUUGUUCAAGACUUUGUGUAAUGCAACUUCUGAAUAAAGGAUGUGGUCAGUUGAGAGCUGCCGACUCACUUGGCUAUCAAAAGAGCACUCCCUUGGAGCACUAUCUUUCCUAGUCUGUCAUCCUUCCUGUGAAUCUAACUAGUUUAUUUUGAUAUAGACAGUGAAAUGCCAAGAAUUUUAUUUUAGUCCUGUAGAAAUCAUGAGAGGAUGCAAGUAUCUGGAGGAUCUUUCUCCUUGGAUCAACUGUUGACAGCAGUGUGGUCACUGGAAGUCCAUUUCUUGCAGCAGAUUGUCCACUGCUACUUAGGAGUAGAUUUGUGUCACUGCUUCGAGGGAAACCUCAGGGUCAGCACACUGCAAAGUGCUAGGUCCCACUACUCUGCCAAAUACAGUCUUCCUGACGAGAUGAGAAACGAAAGGCCACGGUGCUCAGGGAGUGUGGUACAAGCCAGUAACAUCACCUGGCAGGUUGAAAUGUUUUGAAUGACUACUUUGCAACCGAGACUUUGCAGUGUUUCUGCUGGACUGAGCACACGGGCCCAGAAUUGUGUUCUUGUGAGCAGUGUCAGCUCCCAUUUCUUGGAAGGCUUGCUCAGUGAAGCCUCAGCUUCCGGUGGCAUGCAGCAAACUUGUGUGGGAGGUGUCCCUAGGAUGAGCCUGACCCUUAUCUUGCCAGCCAGCUGCAAAGGGAUUAUCUGGGAGCUCAGCUAUGCAGCUGCAAACACUCUUGCACUGGCUGGUCUGCCUUAGGACCUUCCUCUUGUGUUGUAAAGCCAGCAAGAAGGCAAGGAUUGAACUACUCUGCUCUCACAUCUCCUGUGAAGGACACCAAAUUCACCCAAAUUUAGAAACUCAUCCUCAGAACAAACCAACGAAAGACCUGGGCUGUGGUGUCAAUCCUAGAGUGUGUGCUGUCUGCCUGGUCUCCACCUCAUCCAGUCUCACCAGGGGUGUGUUUGCAGGUGAAAAUGAACGGUGGAAUUCUCUUCUUGUCCCUCCUUGGCUUCCUCCCACUCGUGAUACCCACAUGCCCUGUGCCAUGCAAGUGUGCCACCAACAUUAUUGACUGCACGUCAAAAGACCUAACUGUAGAAAAACUACCAGUUGCUUUCCGCCCUUCGGCUGAAAUUAUCCACCUUGGUUACAACAGGCUCACCUCUAUUCCCAGUGGGCUCUUUGACAACCUAAAGAGCCUCCAGGUAGUCUACCUGCAGGGCAACCCUUGGGAAUGCAACUGUGACAUCCUUUACUUGCGCUCCUGGCUCCAGUGGCAGCAGAACCGGACCUUGUACAGGGAUGUGAGAUGCGCCUCCCCAGCUCACCUGCAGGACCGGAUCAUUGCCUAUCUCACAGAAGACGAGAUCAUCUCCACAUGCCAGUACUGGUACUGCAGCCUGGCUCUCGUCUCUCAGAUCUGUCUCUUCAUCUUCCUUUUCCUCCAGGGUAUCUUGGUUAUCUUCAUCAUUGUCUACCUGCGGAAAUUUCGGAGAAUGACCGCUGAAGCCCGAAGCACCACCCAAGAUCUACACCAGCAUGUAGAUACUUGGGUAUCUUCUUCAAGAAACCCCUACAACAGUGAUUAACAUCACAAGACUGAAGACCCUCCUCCCCCUUGGGUGAUGCUAUGCUGAGGUCAUGUGGUUUGUGAUAUGCAGAGGGGACAGUUCAGUGCAGUGUCUGAUCGUGACUGCAGUCCAAAGCAGGACUUGAACUGAUCAGACACUUGCUGUAUUUCCAAAGACCUGAUCUUGUGGUUUUUAAUGCUUUAAACUCUUUAGCAUGAUCUUGAUUGCUUUGCUGAGCUUUGGUAGACUAGGGAGAUCAUAAACUACAGCAACCAAAACUGACUCGAACUGCUUAUAAGCUUGUAGGGACUGUGGUGCUCGAUCCCUCGAGCUAUAGUAUUUCAGCCAUGCUUUCCAUGAUGCUUCUGGUUGCAUUGGGUCAGGUGAACCCAGAGGUGGACAGUGAACAGGAAAGGUACUGAACUAGGACAACAGAGAAAUACAGUUUCCUUGGUGCUGCAACAGAUUGCCUUAGUAACUUUGGAUAAGUGACUAAAGUUGUCUCCUGCCUCAGUUUCCCAUCAGUAAAAGGGAAAGGAUGUUUCUUGCCUGAUGCAUCUUUUCCAGUGUUGUUCUGGGGGUGGGGAGGGAAGGAAUGUUUGAAAGACUACUCAUUUUACCCUAUCUUCAUUCCUUUUAAUCUACUUAUAGUUUUAAUACUGACUUCAACAUGUACUGAGUCAGACUGGGGCCCUGAAUGUUUAUGAGGAAUUCACCCUGAAGCCAAGAGUUGUCAAGACUAGAGGCUCUUUCUGACUUUGCUUGUAAGGCACCUGCCACAAGAGAUCCCGUUUUCUUUGGAGCCUCAAACUGCAAAAACUCCUCCUGUGUCUACUGCUGGUUAUGAUGUCCCUUAAUUAUUUUUGGAAAGAAGCAAAAUUGAAAUAAAGUAAU
Athene cunicularia (burrowing owl) is the source of this 3223-nucleotide messenger RNA. It is a transcript of the gene GP1BB, whose product is annotated as glycoprotein Ib platelet subunit beta. Bases 1733 to 2347 code for a protein of 204 amino acids. The record is from RefSeq and is a predicted model, not a curated record. Lineage: Eukaryota; Metazoa; Chordata; Aves; Strigiformes; Strigidae. The transcript is spliced from 2 exons.